CAAUCUUUCUCAAAUUCCAUUGAUAAUCGAAAUUAAAGAAAUAACAUCGUGUUUUAGGUUGUUAAAACUACCGUAGCUUAUUGUAACAUAAUGCGGACGAUAAUGUGAUAACCUUAUCGCCACGAUCGGCCGCGAGUAUAAUACUUUUUAGCGAGAUAUGAAAGAAUUAAGAUCAUGAAACUCGCGGCACUUUUAACGCGUUUGAAGUACUUUGCAGUUUAAUAUUUAUCAUGUUAUCAAAUAAGAUUAAUUAGAAAAAAAAAGACGAUCCAAUAAGAUUAAUUAGAACAAAGCGAUCGUUACGAUGCACGAUGUAAUUUUCUAAGAUACUCAUAUUAUCGUAAUAACAUAUGAUAGCCAGGAAUCUAUCAUGGAUCUUAAAUCGUUCGAAGUUACUCGACACUUUCUUAUCGACUAUCUAAGUAAGCGAAAUGUAAAAAAGGAUAUUCAAUUCGUUUCUUAACGUUACAUUGAAGAUACAUACGUAUUAUUUUCCCUUUGUGUACUCGCUCUUAACAUAUUUUAUCGUAUUUCGAUUUGAUUUUAUAUUUUCCAAGUGUUCGUGAUCGUUUACGUGGAACUACGGAUUCGUAGCUUGGAAAGUUAGCGUAAUAAAUGUGAAGUCGAAGUUGAAAAAGAGUGAAAACUUAUAUUUAUCUAACCCUACGUAGAUACGAUACGUUAAAGAUUCAGACACGCAAGCGCAAUUUCCAAGUUUGCUCGACGGAUCGGCCAUACUGGUCGAACGUUGGAGAUCGGUGCGAGAUCUCAACCUAGAGUUCUCGAAUGGGUCGUACGACGUGAUAGAAGGAUGUGCUCGAAGGAGACUUACGAGAAUGAUUUGCGUUAUGCGAUCGAGCCUAAUCGUUACGUACUUCUUUCUCUCGGAAUCCGAAUAACGUAUCAGCAAGUAGACAAGCGAGAAUCGUUCUUACUAAAAAGUUCGCGAUUACUUUUGAUCCUUCUCAAUUUCGUCAUUAUACUUUACGUUGUGAUACCUGGUUUUCUACAUAUCUUUUUAAAAGAGACGAGUACAUAUGGAAAGGUUCGAGUGAUCCAACCCAUCCUGUAUUCCUCUAUGACCUUAGCGAAAUAUACUGUGCUACUCUUCUGUAUCGAGCGAACGAAUAUUUGCUUAAAGUAUGUGAUAGAGGACUGGAAAAACGCAGUGGACACUUAUAUCCGAGAUACGAUGAAAAAGAAGGCGUUAAUUGGAAGACGUUUUUUCAUUAUAUGUGGUUCGCUCAUGUACGGAAGUGGCAUACUCUUUAGAGGUAUCAUACCUUUAACCAGGGGAAAGAUUACGAUCAAUGAGAAUCUUACCAUCAGACCUUUACCUUGUCCUUGCUAUUUCAUCUUCUUCGAUCCACAACUUAGUCCAGCUUACGAGAUCGUCUAUUUUCUUCAAUGUCUCUCCGGUAUGGUCACAUAUUCGAUCACAACCGCUGUAUGUGGACUCGCAGCUUUCUUAAUUCUACAUAUUUGCGGACAACUCGAGAUCUUGGUGAUGUUGAUGGAGAGGAUGGUUGAAAAAACGAAUCUUCCGAGUGAGAAGGUGAACGCCAAAAUUGCUCUCGCCGUUGAACAUCAGAUAAGAGUUCGGGGCUUUUUACGAGCGGUGGAACAUACGCUGCAACAAAUUUGCUUGAUCGAAAUAAUGGGAUGUACCCUGAUGGUAUGCCUAUUGGCCUAUAACAUAAUGACGGAAUGGACGAAUCAUAAUCUUGCUAUUGUUUUCAUGUACAGCAUAGCAUUAUCCUCUAUUAUAUGUAACAUAUUCAUACUGUGUUACAUUGGCGAACAACUGACGUUACAGGCGGAAAAAGUGGCGAGAACAUCGUGCACUCUCGAUUGGUAUAAUCUUCCGUCGAAGGAACUAUCGGGUCUCGUUUUGGUAAUCGCAAUAUCUAAUCGUCCAAUGAAGAUCACCGCUGGAAACAUAGUCGAACUUUCCCUUCAAACUUUCGGUAACGUCAUCAAAACAGCCGCGACUUAUUGCAAUAUGUUACGAGCCGUUACAUCGUGAAUUUCGCUCGUGCAUUAAAUCGUAGAGAAAAAUAACAAAAGAAAAGAAAUUAUGUAAGUGCUAAAGAAUAAAGUAAAAAAAGAAACCAAAAAAUGUAGUACUUAUAUCGUUUCAAUAACGUCCAUGGUAACUGAUCAUGGUAAUCGAUCCCAUGUUCCAUCUGGUCUACGUAGAAUCAACGUUCACUUUUGGCAGUUACACUUUUGAAAAAAAAUAUAAAUGGAAAAUAUUUUCCUCCGAUCGUUCGUAUACAAUAAAAAGUACAGAUUGAGUUAAAGUUUCGAAAAGAGCAAUCGUUCCACUGCAUGAUUUAUGAGCGCAAGCGCAUUAUAUUGCUCGUCUAGGAAAACUUCGUCUGGCAGAUCGUCGUACGUUUUUAUUCAAUCGUAGAUAUUAUAUAUCUUUUUCAGUACAGUAAGAUACGGAUCGCGAUCGAGAAAUCGUCGAUCUAUCAUUAGCAAUAGAUUUCACGA
Molecule: messenger RNA, 2499 nt
Organism: Vespa mandarinia (Asian giant hornet)
Lineage: Eukaryota; Metazoa; Arthropoda; Insecta; Hymenoptera; Vespidae
Product: 4-vinylanisole receptor-like
Biological process (GO): detection of chemical stimulus involved in sensory perception of smell; sensory perception of smell
Cellular component (GO): plasma membrane
Molecular function (GO): olfactory receptor activity; odorant binding
Source: RefSeq, a predicted model, not a curated record